GAAAAGAGGACAUAAACCUACGCACUCCACCCCACCACAACUCCUUCCCUUCCCUACAUCCCCUCCCCUCUCUCACACUCAGAGAGACAACAGCAGUCAAUCAGAAGACAAUCCCCACCAUCAGGUCUGCUUGCACGUGUGUGGACGAAAAACCCAAAAGAGAUUUUUCAUUUUCAUUUUUUCUUUUCAUUUUUUUUUUUUUUCUUUUUUUUUUCCUUCUAAGCUCUCUCAAUUUCUCAAAAAAUCUAUCUUUUUUUUCUGAGAAAAUGGGGUGAUGAAAACAAGAAAAGGAGACUGAAAAUAUUUCUUCAAAGGGGGAGAUGGAACAGACAGAGCAACAUGGAAGAGGAGGAAUUUCACCAAACAUCAACAACAACAACAAUAGCAAGAGUAAUCAGAGCAGCAAGAGUAAUUCCUCUUCUUCAGACCAGCAGGAUGUGGGUAGUGGCCCUGGCCCAUCUUCUUCCCAGCUGGUCCCUUUCACCAAAGAGAUAUCUGGACCUGGCCCAUUCAUGGGCUCCAUCCAGCCAUCCGUAGACGCAAGCCUCGCAAUCGCCACAAAAUCAGAUGCGAACCGUAAGCUAGCUGUCGCCACCAAGAGAUCAUCAAAGGACCGCCAUACGAAGGUAGAUGGCCGUGGGCGUCGCAUCCGUAUGCCGGCCACCUGCGCGGCUCGAGUCUUCCAGCUUACGCGGGAAUUAGGUCAUAAAUCCGACGGAGAGACGAUCGAAUGGCUGCUUCAACAAUCAGAGCCGGCCAUCAUCGCGGCUACCGGAACUGGAACCAUCCCUGCCAAUUUCUCCUCUCUCAACGUCUCUCUCCGAAGUAGUGGGUCCAGCCUCUCGGCGCCGCAUUCGAAGGUAGCGCCUCAUACCUUCCAUGGCGCCGCCCUCGCCCUCGCUCCCCACCAUACUCGUACGGACUAUGAUGAUCACAGAGGCGAGGCCGGCCGGAGGUUGAUGACGAGCCUCGAUUCCGCUAUGUUAGGGUUUCAGCAAGGGCAUCCGCACCCUCACCACCAUCUGAUCCUUUCCGCAGAUCAGAUGGGAGGGCUUUCAGCCCAAGGAGAGGGAGCGGAAUCUGCCGACAACUAUAUGAGGAAACGCUUCAGAGAAGAUCUCUUCAAAGAAGAACAGCCACAGCUGAAUCAAGCAGAAGGCAGCGGAGGUCCCGCAUCUUCUCCCUCCGCUACAAAACCCUUAAUAACUGGACUGCAGCUGCAGCAGCAACAGCGACAACCGCAGCAAGAACCCCUCGCCGCUGCAGGUCUACUCCGUCCAUCGAACAUGAUGCCUGCAGCAGCGAUGUGGGCUGUUGCAGCCCCAGCUCCAAGCAGCGGAGGCGGCGGUACUUUUUGGAUGUUGCCUGUCACCGCAGGCGCCACCGCUCCAACAGUUGCCGCCGCCGCUGCUGGGCCAUCUGAGCCACCGAUCUGGACGUUCCCAACUGCGGCUGGGCAGUACCGUACAUCAAUCCAAACCGCAGCAGGAAGCACGUUGCAAGCCCCUCUGCAAUUCAUGCAGAGAAUCAACAUACCGACCGGAGUCGAAUUCCAGGGCGGCCGCGUCGGGACCGUUCCACUCACCUCGAUGCUACUGCAGCAGCCGACGGUUGCCGCCGCUGCUGCAGCAGCAGCCCCUCAACACCUAGGGCUGGGGAUAUCAGGCAUCUCCGAGACGAAUCUUGGAAUGCUGGCCGCCCUCAAUGCUUACAACAGAGGGGGAUUGAAUAUGAGCUCAGAGCAAAAUCAACCGUUGGAUCAUUCCCAUCAGCAGCAAGGAGGAGCAGAUAGUGGAGAGGAUCACCAAACCAAUUCUCAGUAGAUGACUGAAAAUUAAGGAACUUCAGUUGGGAAGGGCAGAAGCAAUUGGCGUCCGUGGCGGACAGCGAUGGUCUGUGGUUGAAAGGCCAGGAUUCUGCCACAUCUGAAGUGGGGCAGCAUCAGCUCCUGAUAUUAAGGCAGGUUUUUUUUUGGAUUUGCUGGUGGUUUCCAGUUUCAAUGUCGUAAAAUGAGGAGGAAUCUGUUGUUAUGUCUUUCUCUUUUUUGCCGAAAAUAGGAAAACAUACCUUUUCCGUAUGGGUAAAAAAAAAAAAUGACGCGAGUUACUAUGUA
Molecule: messenger RNA, 2113 nt
Organism: Magnolia sinica
Lineage: Eukaryota; Viridiplantae; Streptophyta; Magnoliopsida; Magnoliales; Magnoliaceae
Product: transcription factor TCP8-like
Exons: 2
Coding region: 321-1823 (500 amino acids)
Cellular component (GO): nucleus
Molecular function (GO): sequence-specific DNA binding; DNA-binding transcription factor activity
Source: RefSeq, a predicted model, not a curated record